AUGAAAUUAAACGAUCAAAAAAGCAACAGUCAAUUAACCAUCUUUCCCUAAGCUUACAAUACAAAUAUGACUGCAGCAUAAAAAUACUUAUCAAGAGAGUCAAGUGUAAUAAAAAAUGAUAAAUCAAUUUUAAAAUCUCCAUCAUCUAACUAAUUAUAUUGUGCAUCAAAUAGAGGGAGUGACAAGAAAGUGAGAAUUUAGGAAUCUGCAUCUAAAGGUUCAAUAUAAUUGAAGAAUACAACUUAAUUUGGUCGAACAUCAACCGAAUUAAUUUAAGUUCCUCCUAUGAGAAGUCUUAACAGAGAGGAUAGAGAAAAACUGAUAGCUACUCUAAUUUAAUAGGUUAAAUAGUAGAAUUAAUUAAUUAUAUAAUUGGAAGAUAAAGCAUAGUAAUAGGAGGAACAAUUAGAUGAGUUAAAUCUUUAUAAUGAGAAAUAUGAAUAAAAAGAGAAAUGUUAUGGAGAGAUAAUUUAAAAUAAAAAUAAAAUAAAUUAAAGAAGUAAAAUAAUUAAAGAUAUUCAUUAGUUUAAUAGAUAGCAGAUCUCAGAGAAUUGGAUUAUAAAUAAACAAAUGAUCAUUUAGAACUUUUGAAUUAAAUAUAUGAAGAUGAGGUUGAUAUGGAUAUGGCAAUUAAAUGGAGAAAUGCUAGAUUGAAAUUUAAUUUUUUGGAUGCUUUAUCUAAAUCUGCAAAAUAUUCUAAAAAGUUAAAUCAUAUUCUUUUUAGAAAAUAGAAUCAAUAAUUGAAAGAAUGUUUUAAGGGAUGGAAAUGUUAUAUUCAAAAUAGAGCUUUAUUGAUUUAAUUUAAUGAAGUUAAAAAGUUAAGGAUUUAAAUUAAUUUCUGGAUGAAAUGGAAACAAUAAGUGGAAGAUAAAAAAUAAUAUUAAAAGAAUCUAAAAAUAUCAAUUCAGUUUAAUCAUUAAAAUUUAUUAAAAAAAUGCUUUGAAAAAUUGAAAUAGAAUUAUCUUAAAUAUAAUUUUAAUCUAUAAGAUUUUUAAUAAAUUACUUAAUCUGCUAUAAAUGAAUUUAAUAGAAUCAAAAUGUUUAAAGUAAAAAUCUAAUAUUAUUAUAGGUUUUUAGUUAAUGGACUCUCUGGAUUAAAAAGUAGAAUUAGAAAUAGUAAAUUAUUUAUUAACAUAUAAAUAAUGGUCGAAUUAAAAUAAUGAAAGGAUUAAUAAAAUUUUUGAAAUAGAAUUGUGAUUUUCAUAAGGAAAGAGCUAAUAAAAUAGUAAAAUAAAGAGUGUAGGGGAAGUUAAAGAAAUGGUUUAAUUAAUUUAAAUAAAAUUGGAAAUAAAAUAAAUAUAGAGAGAAUCAAAUAAAAUUAAAUAGAAAUUUCUUUAUAAAAUAAAGACAAUUUAAAUAAUGGAUAAGAGAAUAUUAAAUUUUCUUUAGAUUAAAUCAUAUAAGUAUUAAAGUUAUGAAGAAGAGAGAAACUUAAUUCUUAUAAAGAUGUAAUAUAAUAAAUUUUAUUAUAGUAUUCGAUUCUAUGAAAAAUAAUGCAUAUUGUAGAAAAAUGAAGAGAUAAAAUGAAAUAUUGUUAAAUAAGAAAUAUGACAAUAGAGUUAUGAAUUGGGCAUUUAUGAAUUGGUUAAGCAAUCUCUUAAAGAAGAAGAAUUUAUUGGUAAAGGAGUAGAAUGUAGUCAUUUUGAAACAAAAGGACAUAGAUUAUUAAUAAUAAAAUGAUGUAUAGAACUUAAAAUAAAUGUACGAUAGUGUCUAAUAGUAAUUGGGAAAUUAAGAAGAGCAAAUUAAUAAUUAUAAAAUAUUGAUAUCUAAUCAAAAAGAAGUAGAACAUGAAUUAUAGAUACAAUAGUAAUAGAUAAAUAAAUAAUUAGUGAUUAUUUGAAAUAAGAAUUAAUGACAACAAAGGAUCAAUUGAUACAUUAUUAGAUUGAAGGAGAUGAAAUAAGGAUUUUGAAAGAAUAGUAUACAUUAGCAUAAUAAUAAUUGAAAGAGUUAAGGAUGUAAUAAAGAUGUAAUAUUCAAAUCUCAUAUAAUUAAGUGGGAUCUCCAAUUAGAAAUUUAUAGAGUAGCGGAAUUAAUGUAGAUUAAGAUCAAUUAAGAAAAUAAGUGGAGAUAAGUUCUACAUUACUGAAUGAUUAGAAAUAAGAGUACAAUUAAUUAUAGAUGGAAUAUUCAAAAGUAGUUGGAGAUUAUGAGAAGAAAAUUAAAGACAUAGAAAAAUAUUUUGUGGAUUUAUGUGACAAAUAAAAAUUAUAGAUAGAGAGAUGUAAUUAAACCAACAUAUGGUAGUGUUGAAGGAGAAUCAAACUAUUAAAAUAGAGAAUCAGUAGAAUGUUGUUUCUAGAAAUAAAUUAAUGGAUGAAUUAAAUAUGAUACAUGAGUCUUUUAGAGAAGAGAUCCCAUAAUAAUAAAAUCGUACAAAUUUUUAGACUCAAGAUUCUUACGAAUAAUAAUAAUAAUUUGUUCAAAAUAGAAGAUUAAAGUCACAUUUAUAUAGUCAGACAUCACCAAUCUCUGAAAAUUAAUAUUCUCAAAAUUCUCCAUAAAAAAAAGUAUAGAUUGAAGAUAGGUAUGUAUAAUAUAGUAUGAUUAUCAAGAAGGAUAAAAGAAGAAGCAUAUCAUUUAAGAGAAGACAUAAAAAGACGAUUGGCUUCUUUAAAGACACAGAUGGAUUGUUAAGUAUGAAUUUUUUAUAAUAUUUUUAAUCUAUGAAUAAAUACUAACUAUUGAAAAAUCAUAUUCAAUAAUUGAUAUAGAAUACUUAAAAGACAAAUAUAUUAUUUGUGAGACAUGGUUAAACAAAUUAGAAUUUAAGUAACACCAUAUGUGGUUGGACAGAUAGUAGAUUAACAAUAAGAGGUAUAAAUAAUAUUCUAGUAUAUUGAGGAAGAGAAUAAGCUAAUCAAUUAUUAUAAGCAUUAUUACCAUUUCGUGAUUAAUUUAAAGGAGUAUAUUCAUCAGAUUUGAGAAGAGCAAAAGAAACAGCAUAAAUAAGUUUAGGAUUUCCUCAUGAUAGUUUAAUAAUUGAAGAUUCAAGUUUAAGGUUUAUAUAUAACAUUACACAAGAGAACUCAAUUUUGGGAAACAUGAGAAUAUUGCAUACUCAAUUUUAGAUUAAGAAACAAAAGAUGUUAUAUUUACAUUGUAAUACCAAGCUCCAGAAGGUGAAUCUUGGUAAUAAGCUUAAGAAAGGGCAAUGAAAUUAAUAAUAGAGAAAUGCAAUUAGAAUGGGACAUAUUUGAUGUUUUCACAUGGAGUAAAAAUAAACAUUAUAAUUAUAAGGGAUUGAUUUGUAGUAUAACAUAUUAUUUGGGUUUGUAGGAUUCUAUUGGUAAUUGUAGUUGUGUAGGUUUGGAAUAUGAUAAAGAGAAAAAAGAGAUGAAAUAAAUAUUAUUUAAAUGGGAGAUGCCAUAAGAAGAGAGUGAAAUAGAAAUAUGA
Paramecium pentaurelia is the source of this 3399-nucleotide messenger RNA. The record is from the annotation of a GenBank genome assembly. Lineage: Eukaryota; Ciliophora; Oligohymenophorea; Peniculida; Parameciidae.